UGUGCCUACACGCUAGCUGAAUGGUGGUUGUACAACUCAAAGGGCUAAGCCUAUUCAUAUAUUAUACAGCAGCGAGGCAUUUUUUUAAGUUAAUCUUCCCUGAGAAUGUAACUUCUUCCUACGUCCAUGUCGAUCUCCAACCGAGCAGCUGUUCGAUGUAUUUGAGAUCAUGUCAGCCUCCAAGAUUGAACUGCGUCCACGUCAGAAGCAUGGCACAAAUAAAACCUCUGGGGACACGUCCAAAGAGGUGUCCCCAGACUCCAAGUGCCCCAUCUGUUUGGACGCCUUCCACAACAUGUCCUACCUGGACCUGUGCUUGCACAAGUUCUGCUUCCGCUGCAUCCAUGAGUGGUCGAAGAACAAAGCGGAGUGUCCGCUGUGCAAGCAGCCGUUCAACUCCAUCUACCACACCAUCAAGUCGGACCAAGACUUCAAGAAGUAUGACCUGAGGCCCUCCGACAACGGCUCAUUUGGGAGUUUCGGUGGUGUACGCUUCCGGUACCACACCACCAUGACGGGCGUGCGUCAGCGCGCCGAGAGGAGGACCGCUACCCCUCCAGACAACGGCGUGAUGUUUGAGAACUUUGGAGAUGCGUACCAGCUGCAUGAGCGCAACCUAAGGCGCAUGAUGUCGAGGUUGGCGGCAGGGCGGCGGGCCGCUAGCGAAGGCAGAGCAGUCCGUGCCAUCCGGGAGCAGGAAAUGAUCACGUUCAGGAGGGGGCUGUAUCGCGAGGGAAUCCGGGUGCAGUCGGUGGAGGACGGCGGCCGCUGCCGGGACACCACGGCCGAGUUCUAUCAGAGGAACCCUGCGUGCCUUCACAGACUGGUGCCCUGGCUGAAGAGGGAGCUCAUGGUGCUCUAUGGAGCCCACGGCUCUCUGGUCAACAUCGUACAACACGUGGUGAUGUCGCGCAUCACCCGCUUCAAUCUGGAGGCCAGUGAUAUACUGGAGGAGCUCAGGCCGUUCCUCCAGGCUCGCACAGAGCACUUCCUCCACGAGUUCAUCAGCUUUGCCAAGGCUCCCUUCAACAUGGAAGCCUAUGACCAGCAUGCCGUCUAUGACUGCCCCGACUCCCUAUUAGACGACGACAGUAGCUCUCACUCAUCUGUCAUAGCCGUCUCGGAGGACGAUCUAAUGUCAGUGGAUCUGGACACCAUUGGAGAGUCUAUGUCCAGCGGUGCUCUCAGUCAGUCUGCGUGGGACGAUGAGACGCCUGGGCCCUCGUAUUCCACGACGGAAGAAAGAAACAAAGUGCCGCCGCUCUCUAUACCAGACUCUGACAGCAGCCAGGAGGAAGAGCUACAGGAAAUCAGUUCCUCCUCCCAUCCCAAAGGCCCUUCAAACCCAAAGGACGCGUCCCACAGUGGUGUCCAAAAAUAUAGAUCUCUUUUGUCCUCCUAUGAUUAUGAUGUUGGUGGGGAUGAAGAUGACUGUGUUAUCGUUGGUUUCGUGAAGCCGGUGUCACAGAGGACGCCAGAGCUGGUUCAGCUCUCAUCAGACUCUGAGGAUUCUGUCCAUGAGGAGAUGGACAGAAAGCCUCAGCUGCCUCAACACAUUCGCUUCACCACCCCCAGCGCCUCUCCUCUGCCCGCUGUAGAGCGAAGCCCCCCUCCUGCCUCAGGCGCGAAACCGCAUUCACCAUCUGAAGAACAAAGCGGCCUCUCCAGGUCUAGAGGACACAAUUUGUCAGAGAGGAAAAGAGACUACGACAAGGACAGCAAGAGGCGUCGCAGUGCAGAAAGAUGCAGGGAACGGCAGGGAUCUAGCAGUGGAACUCAAUCGAGGAGAAAUAGGCGGGACAGAAGGUCGAGAAGUGCCAGUGAUUCUUCCAGGAGCCCCACCAACAGUGCCGUCACCCUGUCCCGGUCAAGGAGGCAUUCCCGAUCCAGUAGCAGCAGGGAGUGUCCCCGUUCGAAGCGGGACAGUAAGGAGAAAAGGCGAGACGGUCUGCCUGGCAGCUACCAGUGGCAGUCCUACAGCAAGUAUGGCCACGACAGAGACAACAGUUGGAUACAUUAUUCAGAGAAAACCACCUACUACUCCAGGGGUCACAGGAACGGUGAAUCCCGCUCUGAAUCUCGCAGUAGGGAACCCCAUGACAGCGGUCACAGGGACGAAUUUCCCACCGGGACAUACUCCACUGGUAGCCGAUCGCCCUCUUUCAGGAAAAGGUCCAGCCAAGACAAGCCUGGGGGCAAGAGGAAGUACAAGACCAGGCACUUGGACGAACCGGACAGAGGAUCGGAUCUGAGGUCGGGAUCCGAGGCGGUGGACACAACCAGCAGUAGGACCAGCUCCAGGAAACAGAAGAGGUCGAAGGAGAGGCCAGCGAAGAGGGACGCCACCCUCGGAGGGGAAACAGACGAUGUAGGAAACGGGUCGGACCAAGGCAGGAGGCACCACAAGAAGAAGAAGAAACACAAGAAGAAAAGCAAAAAGCACAAGAGCAAGGAGCGCCCAGGGAAAAACUCACCCACUGUCAUCACCAUUGAAAGCGACAGUGGUCAUUCUACCUAUAGCAAUGUUGACCCCUCAGGCAAGGAAAACCUUCCAAUUGCCACAGGCAUGCCACCAGAUACUGACGUCACAAGCCGCGAUGGUGAUGUGUCAAAAAGUGAUUCAAUGCCAGCUGACAAUGUUUUAUACCAACAAUAAACAUUAACUGUGGAUGAUUGGAGAAUCACUUUUGUUAGGAAUGCCUUUAUAGCAAAUGCCUUUUAAACUAAUUAUUUUCACAGCAUAAAUGGUUUACAUAUAAAUAUGGGAUGUGUUAUUUAGCAUCAAGGUCUAGAUAGUUGCUACACCCACAUCAAAUGUGACUGUGUGACUUUCAAACUUUGUAGUACUGUUUCAAGUGAACACAUCAAAUCAGGAAAGUAUUUUCUUCUAACUUGUUCCAGGUUGCAUUCUCAGGUAUAACAUUGUAUUCACAUAUUUUAUUCAAUAGGAAUCACUUGAAUGCUUGACAAUGAACCACCUGCUCAUGUACCCUUUUUUAUUUUGUUAAUUCAGAGGUCACAGUCUCUGGAUCUGUUUAUCACAUAUCUAAGAGGGUUCCUCUCCAUAAAUUGUUAUUCAUGUUGAGACACAAAUGCUCCAUCACAGAAUAGAAUCAUAUUUUUAAAAAGGACAAAAGUGUUUUUUGAAAGGAAAUACAUUUCUGGGACUUAUUUCAUAGUGCCAGUUAUUUAUUUCAGCAGACUUUUACCUAAUAAUACCACAUUUAUUUAUUUGAUGACAUGUAUUUCCUAAUAAAACAUUCAAAUGAG
This is a messenger RNA of Gadus morhua (Atlantic cod), 3270 nucleotides long. It is a transcript of the gene toporsa, whose product is annotated as topoisomerase I binding, arginine/serine-rich a. Bases 170 to 2656 code for a protein of 828 amino acids. Gene Ontology annotation, molecular function: ubiquitin protein ligase activity. The record is from RefSeq and is a predicted model, not a curated record. NCBI's taxonomy places the organism in Eukaryota, Metazoa, Chordata, Actinopteri, Gadiformes, Gadidae. Gene Ontology annotation, biological process: protein monoubiquitination; protein polyubiquitination. The transcript has 2 exons.